CCGCAUACAGAGGUGUGGUAUUUGUUGCCUCAGGGCGCAGAAUUCCAAAGCGUUCUACAUUUGGAUUACAUCUGGAUCGAUGUUACACAGACGCUAAAGACAGAAAGAAAAAGUUGUGAAGUUAUAUUUACGUUCUUUUUCUCAACUGAAACCAAAACUAUCAAACAUUUGACGGAAAAUCACAACUACUUUGUCACACUCAGGAGCUCGAGUUGCUUUUACACUCUGCGCGAGACAGAAGGUUGAAAUGAUGUCACGGAUACUACAAUUGACCAAAUAAGGACAUUGACACAUGGGAGUGGAAUCCGUUCUGGUCAUUUUUCAGUUUUCAAGAGCACAAAGCUGAAGUGUGCGUGUGUCCAACUCUAGCAUAUCUUUUCUACUCUCCGUGUCUGUCACCGACACACACACACACACUCACACACACACUCACUCACUCACUCACACAUUCACAUUCACGCUGCUGUGAAUGUUGGCGUGUGUGAGCUGCCUUCGACUUUCUUGAGCAAAGAGAAAAGAGGAAGCAGUUCCGCCCUCAGAAGCUGUGAGGAGGCCGCGAAAAGAGCCGAAAGACGAGGGAGAAGAAGAAGAAGAAGAAGAAGAAGAAGAAAACCCUCCGACACUCGCUCUUCUUCUGGCAGCCUCUCGCGGGGGGACGGUGAAACUCAGGCGGGAAGGAUCGACGUAGUUUUGGUUCGAAGACGUCGCAGAAAAUGACCUUGCUGUGAGAAGUUUCAGUUCGGAGCUGCACCGUGAAAAGCGUCCAUGCUGCUCUCGUCUGCUGAUAUUACCGUUAACGGGCGCCUUCACUCGAGUACUCGCUUUGGAUUUGGGCUCUAGCUGCUGUGGAACAGCGGGUCUCUGAUUCAGGCCCGGGAAAAGUGUUUGGUUCGGACGAAACCCAGCUGAAAAGCAGAAUGAGUGGAGAGGAGGAAAGAUUCAAACUGGUGGUGGUGGGAGGAGGAGGGGUGGGGAAGAGCGCCCUGACCAUCCAGUUCAUCCAGUCCUACUUCGUGUCAGACUACGACCCCACCAUUGAAGACUCAUACACCAAGAUCUGUACUGUAGACGGAAAGGAGACCCGGCUGGACAUCUUGGAUACAGCAGGUCAGGAAGAGUUUGGGGCGAUGAGGGAGCAGUACAUGCGCUCAGGAGAAGGCUUCUUACUGGUGUUUGCACUCAACGACCGGGGCAGCUACCAUGAGGUCCAGAAAUUUCACACCCAGAUCUUGAGAGUGAAGGACCGAGAUGACUUCCCCAUGGUGCUGGUUGGAAACAAGGCUGACCUGGAACAGCAACGAGUGAUCUCCAGGGAAGAUGCUCAGGCAUUUGCCAGAGAAAACAGGAUCCACUACAUGGAGGCUUCAGCCAAGAAUCGCUACAACGUGGAUGAGGCCUUUCUGGAGCUUGUGCAGAUUAUCAGAAGGUUUCAGGAGAUGGAGUGUCCUCCUCCUCCAGCUCAUCACACAGGGAAACAGAAGAGUGGAGGCUGUCCCUGUGUCCUUCUGUAAGGACUGUUACUAUGGACACCAAAGCCUCGUCCCCAGACAGCUGAGUUCAAGACCUGUGUUUCCCUGGCUGUUUCUCGACUCAGCAGGGUGUGUGUGUGUGUGUGUGUGUGUGUGUGUGUGUGUGUGUGUGUGUGUCUGUGUGUGUGUGUCUGUGUGUGUCUGUGUCUGUGUGUGUCUGUGUCUGUGUCUGUCUGUCUGAGAGAUAAGGUUCAUCAUUUUCUUUCCAAAUAGUUUAAUUUGCACUUUUGCCAAAAGCAACUUUUAAAUCAGUGUAAUGUUUUAUUUGAAUGAGAGGAUGUAAAGGAAGAGGUGUCCACAGCAGGCAGCAGAGGAACAGGAGGUCAGCAUGCUGGCCGGUGUACCAAUGCCAUGGAGUAAUAAUGACUUUAAUGUCCAUAAAGACAAAUAUCAGAACAUCAUGUUCUGUAGAAAUGACCAAACUGCUGUUAGAAAGGACGCCAUGUCCUGCUGGUACAGAUAUCAACAGUGACAUCACCACCACACAGCUGACUGACUGAAUAGUUUGUGUUCUGUAUACAAAAAUGUCAAAAAUUGCAUUUUGCAUUCAACAUUUCAGCUUGCUCGUGAUAUGUGGCACACCUAAAAAAUGAGACAGACUGCCUGUGUGCUGUCAUUUUGCGUGCCCUCCUGCAGGGGGCAGCAGAGCCCCACAGCAGAAUUGUAAAAAGAGAGGGAGGAAAUGUAGUGUGGUUCCAGGCUCUAGUCAGGCUUCCAGCUGCUGUGUUUGUCUUCUGUUGCCACCUCUCCAACUUUCCACCUGUGCUGCCACAGAUGACACAACACACAGCAGCAUAAAUCCAACAUGUCAAUUCAAGGGCCUGAUCAGAUUUUGGAUUAUCCACUGCAGACUGUGCCUAUGCUAGCUGAAUGAUACAUGUUACAUGAAUGUCCACCUGCUAGUGCAGAAUUCAGGGCAGCAGAACUUGUUUCUGUGUUUGCACAUUUCAACAUUUGAUCAUUUGGCAGCAUGUUGGCUUGAUGUUCAUUGUUUUUGGUGAUAGGUUGGACUGCAUUCUGGUACUAAUGUAUUCUUCUCAUUCUUUUAGUUUUUACAUGAACAGUGUCAGUGUCUAACAUGUGCUCAGAUGUUUUGUAUCAUGCUGUGAGUACACAUCAGAUAAACAUUCGGUCUAACAAAAUAAUCCUAACUCAAGGUUCACUUACUAGCUUUCUCUAGACCUGUCAGAUAAUGGUGGAUGGUAUCUUCAGUCACUAACCACGGCAGGUGGGGGUGAAAUGGUAACCCGUUUCUUGAUUGGUCUCUUUGACUUCUGGUCCAUGACCUUUGACCCCUUUCCAAUAGACUGUGAGCAGUUGUAAUCUGAUGUUCACAGACAGCUCAUAUUGUCAUUCAGUAUUUUGUCCAGACUCCUUUUCAUUUCAUUUAUGUGUGAUGUCAAGAUUAUGUCAUAUACCACAUUCUGGAAAGAGCUGAGAGGUGGACCUUGAGGUUGUAGUGGAGGGGAAGCAUCGUUCUUUCACUUCUGAAGGUGUUUAAUAUUUUUAUAUAGCCCAGCAUUUCAUUUUAAUAUAGCCCUCCUCUCUUCUGCAUAGCAUUUCUCAAAAAGAAUGUGUUCCAGUGUUUAUUAAUAUAAUAGGAGUACAGGGUGUUUUUUGCCACUAUUUUGUCAUAAUGUGGACUGCAGUCACUCCGACUGUGCAGUAGUUCCAACCAACCAGUAGAGAACAGUAUUGCAGCAGCAGGGCUGAGCAGCCAGCAGUCCUCCACAGCGCCACACAGACAGGCAUGGCCAAAUUGUUGUGGUUAGAGCACACAUCAAACCAAAGAAGGCUUAUUCAGGGGUUGUGUUGUGUCCCUGUGCCCUGAUGUGUGUUCUUUUAUUGGCAGUGAGACAAUCACAGACAUGAGUCCACUUCACAUGAUUCACACCAAAAGAAUUUAUCAAGUUCACCUGCGAAAUGCCCCAAAAAAAAUCUUGCAGUACUCUUCCACAUAUCCAGUUUUAUAUUUCCCAUUUUAAUGCUUUGGGCACUUUGGUUUCACUUCUGUUUCUUUUAAUAAGAAUUCAUAUUUAUAUCUACCUUACAAUCUGCAAUUCACUUUAUCAGAUUUAUACUGAAAUGAAAGUCAAAUCACUUUUAUACAUCAUUAAAAUAUAUACCCAAA
This is a messenger RNA of Larimichthys crocea (large yellow croaker), 3660 nucleotides long. It is a transcript of the gene rras, whose product is annotated as RAS related. The transcript has 6 exons. Gene Ontology annotation, cellular component: membrane. Gene Ontology annotation, biological process: signal transduction. Bases 918 to 1511 code for a protein of 197 amino acids. Gene Ontology annotation, molecular function: GTP binding; GTPase activity. Lineage: Eukaryota; Metazoa; Chordata; Actinopteri; Sciaenidae. The record is from RefSeq and is a predicted model, not a curated record.